GAAGUGCAGCUUUGGUUAGUUAGCAUUUGCAGUGACGGAAUCUGUUGUUCAUUAACUCCGACCAACUUUUCCUCCGUAAUCUUGCUUCAAUCCUAGACACUACAACAGCAAAGUUCGUUUGGCUCUCAUUUCGCCCUACUCACGUUCUGAGUGUCGCAUUGUUUUUCAGUCAGGCACCAUGAUGCUGGAAUGAUGGCUAAGGGUAUCCCCUCUUCUAUGAUCGGGCGUUGCUUUGGGAUCUGCUUCAAUUCUUCUCCAGCAACAUUCUCUUCGAUUACCAUACGUCCUCUUGCAGAAAUUGGUUGGAGAUGGCCAUUCUUACCGGCGACAGUCGUGCCCUCAAAUACUCGAUUUAAUCAUUCACACCGAAAAUGUCAGACUUUUAAUCCAAUCUCAGACAAUGCGGUGCCUGUCACACCAGCCUUUUCAUUGCGCCAUACAAUUCAGCCUCGAAGAUCUGUGCCCGAGCGAAUAAUUCCUCUUACGACUCACGCUUCAAUUCAUCAAAUAUCCCAAUGGUCAUAUUGGUCAUCGAAGCCAUGGCAACAGCAACGAUUAUACAGUGGUAGUGGUAACAGUAAGGGUAAUGGGUCAAAAUGCUCUUGCGGCAAGGAUAUCGCGGAUGUUUCCCCCACACCAGCUAAAACAACAGAAGAUCUGAAAAGGGUCAAAACUUCGACAUUAAACGAAACAAACAAAGAUGGUUCCAAUCAGCCCGGGAAACAAGACCCUACAGGGGCGGAUUCCGAGCCAGUCUCUUACAUGUCCUAUCUACACCUGCCGAGAAUGCCGCAUCGGCCCACCAAAGAGGAACUGCUCGAGGCCGCCAACGGCUUUUGGCAGCGACUCAAGGUUCGUUUAAAAUGGGUGUCGAUUAGGAGUAUGAGACCGUGGAAUAUUGACGAAUGGGGUGCUUUUGUUUCCUGGUUUCUUUUCGGUCACCUCGCUUGGAUUAUCGUCGGAACAACCACCUUCUUCUCUCUGAUCAUUUUGUCAAUCAACACUGUUGUUGCCCAAGAAACGCUCGCGCAAUGGGUAGGUGACUAUUUGACACAGUCUGCUGGCGUUACCGUUGUUUUCGAGUCUGCUAUUGUUCCCAAGUGGCGCGAUAAUGUUAUCUCUUUCCGCAACGUUUUUGUGUCUCGACGACCUGGCCAAGGUAACGUCUCAUCCGUAAGCAAAGGCUCAUCGGAUGCUGCCGCCGAAGCUGCUGCUGGCCGCAAAGCAGAUCUCGUGGGAACAUCAGAGACGGAGGACGAUGGAAACUACACUCAAUUUGAUGUUACUCUUUCAACUGUCAACGUCACGUUGUCAUUCUUGAACUGGUGGAAUGGCAAGGGAUUGUUGAAAGAUGUUGAGAUCAAGGGUGUUCGCGGUGUCAUUGACCGAACUUCAGUGACAUGGCCAGCCGAGGAGGUCGAUCCUCUGUCAUAUCGUCAUAAGCACCAACCAGGAGAUUUUGAGAUCGAAAAGUUCAAGAUGGAGGACCUAUUACUCACCGUCCAUCAACCGGGCGGGUUCCGACCAUUCUCUAUCAGCAUCUUCUCUUGCGAACUGCCCCAGCUUCGCAAGCAGUGGCUCUUCUACGAUUUCCUUUCAGCCAACCACAUGUCAGGGUCUUACGAUGGUUCUCUGUUUACGAUCCAUCCCCGACAAGUCCACGGCGUGGUACCUAGUGGCAAUGGUGACCCAGAAGCUUCGGUCGGUUUUGGUGAUCCUAAGGCGUGGAAAAAGUUCAGUCGGCUCCGAAUUGAUGGGUUGAAGAUAGACCAUCUCAACCGUGGUGUUGAGGGGCCUUUUGGCUGGAUAUACGAAGGGAAUGUUGAUAUUGUUGCUGAUGUCAUGUUUCCCGCUGACACCGAUGAGAGCAUCACGAAGGUCAUGGCCGACUUCUACGACCAGCUUGAAGAAAUCGUCGACACAAACAGGCAUCGCUUCAUGCGCAAUAUCCAAGAGCAAGGCCCUGCCCUUCUUACAUCAGGGCACCUUUCAGACUCAGCUGGAGAUAUUCACGGCGAAAAGCCAGCUGCCGAUCCACAGACAAGUGAGGAUGAGCGUCGCUACCUUAUCAUGGACCUCCGGAUCUCCAUGAACGACGUCAAAGCCGCAGUACCUCUUUUCACCAAGGACAUGUCUUACGUCAACCAGGCCCUGGUCCGCCCUAUCGUUGCUUACAUCAACGCCAAGAAGACAUAUAUACCAAUCAAUUGCCGUAUCGUGAAACGAGCCAGCGAUUUCGAUGGCAGCUGGUCGAUCUUUGACUGUGGUCUAAUGAACGAUAUGUCAGCGGAGACAUAUGAUGCAUUUGCGAAUGACGUCGAAAACCAGCAGAGCCGUGUUCGACGGUUCAAAAAGGUUGGAUUCUGGACCUUGUCGCUUGCGGUCCAUGCCCUCUUUAUGGGGAUGGCGGGCAAUGUGGUGUGAUUUCCCUCCCACGGGCUCCUGCUCUGUUCGAGUAUAAUCGGAGCAUGCGGGUCGAAUGGCGAUACAUGUGCGGCUUUGUAUAUUUUAUCGGCGUUGUGUAAGAGCAGUGGCUUGUGUAAAGGAAAGGCGACAAAGGCGUUCAAGAUUGGAAUUUUAUGAUACGGCUGACUGUGACUGGCGUUGGUGGGAUUUUACAUAUGAACGAUGAGGAACUCGCCCAUGAUCUUACUCUACUCCUUAAUCGCUUAUAGGAGCAACAUGAUGGGCGGUAACUGAUGAGAUACCCUUGCCAUAGUGGCAGCGUUCAUCACACGAAACAGCAUAAGUAGCCUCCGGUAUACAAAUGAACAUGAUCUAUGAGCUAUAC
Molecule: messenger RNA, 2791 nt
Organism: Fusarium redolens
Lineage: Eukaryota; Fungi; Ascomycota; Sordariomycetes; Hypocreales; Nectriaceae
Product: mitochondrial distribution and morphology proteins-domain-containing protein
Exons: 2
Coding region: 190-2424 (744 amino acids)
Biological process (GO): mitochondrion inheritance
Cellular component (GO): mitochondrial inner membrane
Source: RefSeq, a predicted model, not a curated record